This is a messenger RNA of Asterias rubens (European starfish), 5231 nucleotides long. RefSeq names its product leucine-rich repeat and IQ domain-containing protein 1-like. The record is from RefSeq and is a predicted model, not a curated record. Gene Ontology annotation, molecular function: protein binding. Bases 155 to 4897 code for a protein of 1580 amino acids. The transcript is spliced from 28 exons. NCBI's taxonomy places the organism in Eukaryota, Metazoa, Echinodermata, Asteroidea, Forcipulatida, Asteriidae. Gene Ontology annotation, cellular component: cytoplasm.
GAGCAUCAGCGUCGCUGGCAACUAAAAUCAUCAAUCCUCUCCUGAACCAUGACCGUGUAUAUUGUUAAUUUACUUACCACAGAAACUUCGAAAUACAUCCUCUGGCAUGUAUGUUGCAGUACGUAGUGGAGUGAAGUGAUUAAUUUGGAUUGUAAUGAGAACAAGUAGAUGUCUGUUAACCAUGGAUCCUGGUACUGAUGAGGAAUGGAUUGAACUAGAAAUACAACGGCAGCUUGAUGCAAUCAGUAUUUCUGACAAUGAACUGGUUCAGACUGACCGACUGCAAGAGGAUAUCUCUGAAGCUUCAAACAAGCUGAAUGGGAUUGAUGACUUGUCCUUGAAUGACUACAAUGAAGAUGACAACGUUCCAAAAAGUGUUAAGGAAUAUCUUGAUAAAGUCAUUCAUCGAGCAGAUGGAUUACAAAGAGAUUUGGAUGAAUGUGAACAUCUCUUAAGCCAAACUGCACAUGGUGAAGGCAAUGAUGAAUUUGACUACCAGUCUGAUGAGAUGAAAGAGAUUGCAUUUAUAGUAGGCGAGGACCCAGAAGAACUUCGAGAGAGGGUCCUUGCUGAAGUUGAAGAUGAAGAGCAGAUUGAAGCAGUUGGAUUUGAAGAAUCAACCAUGACACAUAUUCCUCAGCAAGGUAUACUGCAAAAUGAUUUUGAUCCUAUAAAAAAAGUAAGAGCUGCCCAAUUAGAGCAAGAAGCCUUGUUGCAACUACAACAAUUACAUCAUAAACUCAAACAGCGUGAUCUUGAUAUGAACAGAGAAAUUGAAGAACGGGUUCAACAAGACGAAAUAAGACAUAAAGCAAAGAACCUAAACAGAGAAAAAAAGCAAAAGCAACACAACGAUGAACUUCAUGAAAUGGAACUCAACAGACAGAUUGCUAAUGCCAGAGCAGAUGAAGAGUUGCUGUUAGAGGCCAAGGAAACCCAAGACAAUCUUGAGAAACAACAGGCUGAUAUUGAGGAGUUUGCUCGUAGGACAGAGGAGGAGAGAGAAGAGUUUGAGCAACAUCUUGCUACAGAAAUACAACGCCAACAAUUACAGAGAUUGCACGCUACUAUCAAGAUACAAGCGGCAUUCCGUUCCUACAGAGUGAGAACGAAGUAUCAGUUCCGGCUGAAUCGUUUAAGAGAGGAAAGGCUACAGCGAAAGCUUCAAAAUAGGCAGAUGGAAAUCAUAUCAUUGAGAAGAGCUGAAGAGCAGAAGAAGAAAAAAGAAAAAGCUGAAAAGAAACAAAAACAGGAUGAAAGGAGAAAAAUGGAAAAACUUCAAGAGGAAGAAAGAGACAGGAAAGAAAGAUUAGAACAAGAUAAACGAGAGCAAGAACAGAAAAGGCGGGUACUAUUGGAAAAGCAGAAGCUAGAAGAAGAACAGAAGCAAAAAGAGGAGGAUAGCAGACAGCAGCAAUAUCUACAUGACAGAACUCAAGAAAUUUUAUCAAAAAUUCAAAAGGAGAAAGCUAUUGUUACAAAGGAAGUUGUAUCAACCACGGUUGAUAACAAAACCCAUCCCCCAUUACAGGAAGUAUUUUUGACAUCAAAACAAACUACAGUGGAGCAAUCGCUCACUUCACGUACUAUUACUAGCAUACAGGAACAUCACAUAGUGACCAAUGAUAGCAUUUUGCAGCAGGAACACGCCACUACCACUGGUUCUUCAGAAGAUGCAAUAUUAUUGAUGCCAAAGAACAUUUCAAAUGAAAACCUUUCAAAGGUAUCGAGUAAUAAGCAAUCAGAUGACCAGCAGUUAUUACUUGAUUCAGUACAGCAAAAAGGUGAACCCACUGUGUUAAACCAGCCUGAAAUGACUGACAAUUAUCCACAUGAGAAGGAAGGACCAACUACGGCCAUGAAGCAACCUGAAAUGACUGACAAUUAUCCACAAGAGAAGGAAGGACCAACUACGGCCAUGAAGCAACCUGAAAUGACUGAUAAUUAUCCACAUGAGAAGGAAGGACCAACUACGGCCAUGAAGCAACCUGAAAUGACUGAUAAUUAUCCACAUGAGAAGGAAGGACCAACUACGGCCAUGAAGCAACCUGAAAUGACUGACAAUUAUCCACAAGAGAAGGAAGGACCAACUACGGCCAUGAAACAUUCUACAGCAGAUUCUGUAUUAUUCAAAGCUAGUCAUCUUCAAACAGCAACACCAUCCAGCCAGUAUGAUGUAACAGAAUCUGUGAAUCCUUCUUGUAACACAAUUGUAAAACAUCCUCAAACAGUGAGUGAUGCAAGUCAGAUAAAAAAUAGAGAUAUUAAAGAUAAUGGAUUGGUGAGCAGUGCAAGUCUUGACAUUCAACCUAGUAAGGUCAACACUUCUCAUAAUGAAAUUGUCCAGAGUGGAAAUGAAGACAGCCAAAGUAAUUCAUUGGAUAUAGAGUCAAGAUGGUCACAAUGGAAGCAGAAUUGUGUGUCUCACAGUUCUUUAAUGAGUUCAAUGAAGUAUGAUGAAGCAAGGAAGGUGUUGAGGAAGUCCCAUGGUUUGAAGAAGUUUCCUGAUCUUACUGUUGCACAGUUAUUGUCAUCCUCACAACCAAAGACGCCACUGGCACAGGUUACUACCAUCAUACUACAUGAUGUACCAGGCUGCUCUCUUACAUCCCUUGGUCAAUGUACUAAUCUACAGUGUCUAGAGAUGACUCAUUGUGGAGUUACACAUCUACAUGGUCUACAAGAACAUCAUCAUAUAGCCUAUAUUAAUCUAAAGCACAACAAAGUUGAGAAUGUAUGUUGCAGAGACAUGACUAAGCUGACUCAACUGCUUCUAGGAGACAAUCAACUAACAUCAGUUCAUGGAUUGGAAGGUUGUAAUCAACUCUACUAUGUACAAUUGUCACAUAACAGCAUCACUAGAACAGAUGGGUUGAAGUGUCUGUCAAGUUUAACUCAUUUAGAUCUUGGACAUAAUCAACUGGUUAGCAUCAAGGGACUUGGUAACUUAGUGUGUCUACAGGAUCUCAACCUCUCACAUAACCAUCUAUCAGCAGUGCAAGAACUUGAGACAUGCUGUUUGUUACAAAGGCUCAAUAUACAAAGUAACUGUCUCGUUGAGAUGCCACCAGUUGAUAAUCUUGUGUUACUUCGUGAGUUGCAGCUUAAUGAUAACAGCAUAAGCAGUGUAGCAAUAUUAUCAGAUGCUUGGUUGCCCCUACUACAACAUCUCCAUCUGGCUCAAAAUGGUCUAGUCAAUGUGGCUGAUGUGAAAUUUUGCUUGAUGUUGAAGACAUUGGACAUGAGUAACAACUGCAUAACCGACAUUGACACAGUUUUGAGUGGAUUGAAUCGUUGUAUCCAUCUAGAAGAUUUAUGUCUCGAGGGUAACCCAGUUACUCAAGACGAUCAGUACAGGGGGCAAGUGCUGAAGAGGCUACCAUGGUUACAGAUAUUGGAUACUGAAGUUAUUGCUGUGCAUUCACCACUGCAACCAUGUAGAAAUGCUUAUGAAAUAAUGUGUAGGUCACAACUACAAGCCCAAGACCAACUUCACACUUUAUACCAAAAGUCACAUGAUGGAGAUCUGUCAAGGAACCUGGUAGAGAGAUGUUCUAUCAUGUCGUCCUAUAUGGAAUGUAGUCUGACACAGGCUUUACAACAUCGUCGUAUGCAGGAGUCGGGUAAUAUGCUGGAUUCAAGGGAUGUUAUCUCAUCAUUUAAUGAAUGUGUAGCAGCAAAUACACCUUCAUCAGUCAAUGUUCAUCUGCAUCAAAGUGGAGUGACUCCAGUACAUCAGUCACCAGUUACUAACAAUGACCUAAUAUUAAGGGAUGACCAUCAUGAAACAGACACGCAACUACAACUCCAAAGGAAGGCUGCAGUAAGAAUUCAGUCAAGAUGGAGAGGUUUCAUUGUGAGACGAGAUAUUGACAAACAUACCACGCUACGGAUGGCAGCGUCACAUAUACAGGCAUUGUGGAGAGGUUACAGAGUGCGGAAGAGACUUGCUGUAGCAAGACAAGCUGCACGUUAUAAUGAGGAUGAGGAGGAUGACAUGUUAUAUGAUGAGAUAGACCCAAUGUCAUGGGACUUGGCCCAGGCUAAGAUGGACAUUGAGUGGUUGCCAUCAGAGAUGCCAUCUAUUCCAAGAAUUCAUCCACUGGUUCCUAAUACACAUAGUGUACCCAAGCUAGCUCCUGAACCACCCUCAGCUAGACAAGCAUGGUGUGCAUCACCAGAUACUAGACCUACACUAGUCAGCAAACCACCUAUCCCUCCAAUACACACUCUGAAUGAUACUCCAAGAUCCAACAAGAGUCACAAACAAGACCAGAUUACACAGGAAUGGGGUUUUAAAGAUUCUACUACAGCAGAAUUAAUGAUGAAACGAGCCAAGAAACUGACUAAAGGAGCUAAAAGUCAUAGGAAAAAAACAAAAGAUCCUUUGGAAAGAUAUCAAAUAAUGAAAAAAGGACAAGAGUCGUCAAGAGUUGUUGUGCCUCCCAAGAAGAGGAUUGAAAGACAAGAGUUCUUCCAAGCUCGGGACCAUGAACUCAGACAUAUUACUACAGAAGAGACACAAGACAAAGAACACAAGCAUGCAAGAACCUUUGAAUGGGUUCAUACAACUGCUGGAAUAAACAUUGAGAAUGGAAGACAAAGCAGCAGUGAACCAAACCUACCUGUAAUGAGUCCUGAUGUAUUACAAGGCAGGGUUCAACUUAUGGGAAGUCCUUUAUUGGAGUUACAAUCAGUUGAUGGAGCUAGUAGCAUCAGCAGUAUACCACACAGGCCAAGGAGUCACUCUCUAUCAUCACAACAAGGAUUUGAGCAAGUUCGUUUUCCGGCCAUCAAGACCAAUUCAGCUCCUAGUGGAAGAAGUCGAGGGCCAGUCAUUGAAGGUAACAACAGAAUACCUCAGAGGCGAACUAGUAGAAAUAAUACUACGGUUUAAAAUGUGCCGUGUGUUCACUAAUCAUGUAUGCUAAUCUCAAACAUACCUGAGAAAAUAAAAUUAGCUGUUGCAAACUGCUUACCAACCAAAAGGAUCCUAAAUAGUAUAAAUGCAAAAAAUAGUUAGUGGCCUGACGUUUCAUCAUCAUUUAGCGGUCGCAACCGAGAUUCCAAGCACAACAUCACGCCAGAGGUGUUUAUUGACCUUCAUGUUUGGAAGGUCCAACCCUAACACAUGUAGCUGAGUCUUCCUGAGGCUACAUGACAACACAACAAACAUAAACACACAUUCAUAAAUACCUCAGACAGUUUCGCUAUUCCUAUUGGUGGAGAGC